Patella vulgata (common limpet) is the source of this 1847-nucleotide messenger RNA. RefSeq lists its product as uncharacterized. The transcript is spliced from 7 exons. NCBI's taxonomy places the organism in Eukaryota, Metazoa, Mollusca, Gastropoda, Patellidae. Bases 392 to 1195 code for a protein of 267 amino acids. The record is from RefSeq and is a predicted model, not a curated record.
UUAGAUUAAAGAAUGGGUUUCAGAAGUCCUGUAUAUUAUAUUUGUAUGUUGUGCUGUAUAUCAUAUUUGUAUUUUGUAGAUACUCUUUUUUUUUCAUUUAUUUAUUAUUUUUAAACAAAUUUUUCAUAUAUUAUUAUAUUUUUUAAGGUUAAUAAUCCACCCCGAAACAAUGUGUCAUCCACGAUUGACAAUGGCUAGCGUCUUGAUAGAUCGUGACUAAUAAACUAAGAAAUUAUGGGAUUUUAAAGCUGAAGAGUUUUCCUGAACAUGCGCAUUAGUCGAAUAUUGGAAUAUUGUCGGUUGUCAAGCGUGGUAACUUGUCAUGAUUAAUAGAGUUGUUUAUUUACUUCCACGAAUUUAGUUAAAGUAAAUAACAGUAAGGUGUAAAACCAUGUCAACAAGUCCAAUGAGUUCAGGUGAAUUUAAUCACCUUCUUGCUUUACUGAGCCAGGAAACAGAUUCCUCCAGGAGAAAAUUAGAAUUUAUAUAUCGAUCUACAGGAACUAUUGAUGCUAAACAGGCAGCAAGUAUUUUAUCAGCUAUAGGAUGUGCUCCACAUAAACUUCAAGCAAUUAAAAUCAUGGCACCAAGGCUACAAAGUAUGACAGGUCAUGAAGCUAAAGAUGUUAUUGGGGCUGUCAGUAUUCACAAAGAUAAACUUGUUGUUUUAGAAACCAUAAAAAAAUCUUUAAUAGAUAACGAGACAAAACUAGGAGAAGAAUACAUCCUAAGUGCAUUUCCAUAUGAACAUGAUAAAAAACAAGCUCUUAAUAUUCUUCAAACGAUAAAAGUGGACAGAUCUGAAACGUUAGCAGCAGGUGGUCAUCAAGGUUAUGCGGCAUUAGGAGGUUUAUUCACCCAAUCCCGUCCAUUACAACCUCAUCUAUAUGGACCAAUCGAAUUACAAGUUAUAAUGAUGAAGGAUAAAAGUAAAGGUAGGAUUCCAGCAAGAGCCAAAUCUGAUUAUAUGAAUUCCACAUACUCCACAAGUCAUCCACCUUUACCUUAUAUCCAAGAUAAAACUUACCAAGAAGAGAGAGGUUACCCUGGCAACUCUGGUUUCCCUGCUUUCAUUGAUACCACCCCUAAUUACCCUGCUGGUGCUCCACCCCUCUCUAUGAGUGGCAGUGCUCCAGCACCUACUGGCUAUUAUAAUUUAGAAAAAUCAGCCUAUGUUCAAGAUCAAGUAAAUUAAUCAACAGAUCGUACCUAUUUUUGUUUUAAAUAUCUCCCUUUUUACAAGCAGCAUUAUAUAUGUACUAUAAAAUACUAAAAUUUGCCAUGCCAGCAUUACUUUUUAAAAGUGACGUUUUUUUAAAUAGUAUUAUGUUCUUUCCUUUGUAUUAUUUCUUGAUAUUUAAAAUGGAGUGAUUGCACCAUUGAACAUUAUAUUCUUUGUAUUUAUCCCACUUUCAUUUUAAAUCAUUUAGAUGUGUAAAAAGAAUUCCAUUAAAACAAUUUAACUGGAUAAAUCAAUCCAUUAAUUUGUAAAAUCCAUUCAGAUACAUUUAAUCAUUCCUUUGCCAUUAAGUGCUUUAUGCAAAUAUGAAAAAUAUUAACUAGAGCUAGUUUAAGAUUAUUCAGAGCAGAAGUCAUAUUCUAAGUUCAGAGAUAACUAAGUCAUAAUAAUGUUAGAUUCUUUUAUUAUAUAUUCCAAUUUCCAUACCAGUAUUUCCUUGCCUUUUUUCUAACUAUCAUGUUUUAAUAGAAAUUCAUGGUUUUAUGUAUAAAUAUAGCUUUUUAAUCUAUAUUGAUAUUAUUAUGUUAUAUAAAUCUAAUCCUGUGAUAUUUAUAAAUUAUUACUAAGAACUUAUUAUGUUAUUGUAGAAUAAACUGUUUUAUUUGCA